UUCACAUCCAGACCUCCCGGGCUCUCAUGGUCAUUUCUCUCCUCCUGGGUUUCUUCGGCAUCAUUGUGAGCGUGGUGGGCAUGAAAUGCACCAAAGUUGGUGAAGAAGAUCCCGUCACCAAGAGCCGCAUCGCUGUUGCCGGUGGUGUCCUCUUUGUCCUCUCCGGUCUUUGCACGUUGGCUGCCGUGUCCUUGUAUGCCACGCAGGUGACCUGGGAGUUCUUCAAGCAGAGCAGCGUCCCCCUCAACGCCAGGACCUUCCCUUACUGGUUUUGGCCACGCACGGGGUCGUAG
Messenger RNA from Tauraco erythrolophus (red-crested turaco), 293 nucleotides. NCBI's taxonomy places the organism in Eukaryota, Metazoa, Chordata, Aves, Musophagiformes, Musophagidae. The record is from RefSeq and is a predicted model, not a curated record.